Molecule: messenger RNA, 6580 nt
Organism: Amyelois transitella
Lineage: Eukaryota; Metazoa; Arthropoda; Insecta; Lepidoptera; Pyralidae
Gene: p120ctn
Product: catenin delta-2
Exons: 20
Coding region: 518-3157 (879 amino acids)
Biological process (GO): cell-cell adhesion; cell-cell junction assembly
Cellular component (GO): adherens junction; nucleus; cytoplasm
Molecular function (GO): cadherin binding
Source: RefSeq, a predicted model, not a curated record
CUCGGGUGAAGGGAGGAGGAGUGAUUUCGCAUCGUUGUCGCGUAGAAUUUAUAAUUUAUCAGUGAAUCUUAAAGGAAUUGGUGUAUGAAUAUUAAAAUAAAUGACGAUAUUUAGUGCUCGAAUUGUGUGCAAGUGUUAAUUUAAGACUUCUAUUGCCUGUUGUUUACCUUCACCGAUUACAUUCCGACCGCUCCCUGCGUAUAGCACGUCAGUCGUCAAGUAUUUUCAUGCCUGUUUGUACUACUUGCUCUAGUACGGACCGUAAUAGUAAAAGCUGUUGGAAAGUGCAUUGGUAUGGGAAAUUGUUAGUGUAAAAAACUAUCCCACGUUCCAUAAAUUUGUGAGCGUUAUGAGGUGAUCGUCGAGACAGUGCGUUUUGUAAAAUUGUAGCCAUUUUCGGUGACCCAGAUCGACCUAUUAUCAAGAGCGGCUCAUAAUGACAUUACUUUUUAAUACACUAACUGGCAAUUAAGCAACCGGCCGUCAAGUUAGACAUGUUAAGCACACAACUGCAGCAAUGGACAGCGUGAAGAAAAUACACUCGGGAACACUGUAUCGCAACGGUCCGGUGGACGGCGCGUACGGCCCGCAGCACAGUCCGGUGUCGCGGUCCGACGCGUCCACUGAGGACGCGGAGCUGUCUGCCGCGCUAGCUCACCAGCACCACCUGGCGAUGCAGGCUGGCGAAUACCCAGGCGUGGGCGGCGGCAUGGAGCCGGAUUACGAGAGAUACGUGUCGUCGCCGGCCACGCACUAUAACCACAUGGGGCACCUCACUAUGGCGCCCUCGCAGAAAUACCCACAUGUGAUGGAGUCGGUAUCGGUGGCGGGAGGAGGCAGCUACGCAGGCGCGGGGGGCGCCGGUCACUACGGCACGUACGGCCACUACGGCGCCGCCUACCCGUCCCAGCCCUACCUAGUGGAUGCGCCUGCGCAGGUGCCCAACUACAUGGGACAGGAGUACGGAGAAGGUGGCGGUAGUGCGUCACCCAGAAGCACUUCACCGGGCGCGUUACCACAACACAAUCUACAUUUACAGCAGAGGUACGACUCCGCGUCGCUGGAGCAGCUGGGGCGGCACUACUGCGUGACGUCGCCGCGCGGGGAGUACGCCGGCGACGCGUACGGCUACCAGCACUAUCCCGCCACCUACGAUACGCAGCCUCACCAGGGGAACCAGUUUAAGGACUCUCAGAACGGACUGAGCCUCGGCAGCGCCGGCGGCCAGUCUAUGUACGGCGACGACGAGGAGUUGCAGAAACAAAUGGCCGGCAUGGCGCUAGAUUCAUACGGCGUCCACGGCGUGGGCGUGGGCGUGGGUCCCCGCGAAGAUGGCGGGGGUCUGCAAUGGCGGGAUCCCAACCUUCCCGAAGUCAUCGGCUUUCUCAAUUCUCCAUCAGACGUGGUGAAGGCGAACGCUGCGGCGUAUCUCCAGCAUCUGACUUACAUGGACGACCCAAAUAAACAAAAGACUAGGAGUUUAGGCGGCAUCCCUCCUCUAGUACGCCUGGUAUCGCACGAGAACCCCGAAGUCUGCCGCAACGCUUGCGGAGCCCUACGUAACUUGUCGUACGGCAGGCAGAACGACGAGAACAAGCGCGCCAUACGCGACGCCGGCGGCAUCCCCGCUCUCAUGGCGCUGUUGUGUCGCGCCACUGACAUCGAGGUGAAGGAGCUGGUGACCGGCGUGAUAUGGAACAUGUCGUCGUGCGAGGACCUCAAGCAGUCGAUCAUAGACGACGCGGCGCAAGUCAUCGUCAACAAGGUCAUCAUACCGCACUCGGGCUGGCAUCCCACCAACCCGGGGGACACUUAUUGGUCUACAGUGUUCCGCAACGCUUCUGGUGUGCUUCGGAACGCUUCUUCAGCGGGCGAAUACGCGCGGCGAAAGCUUCGCGGUUUGCCCGGCUUGGCAGAAGCGUUACUGCACGCCGUAAGAGCCGCCAUACAAGCAAACGCAAUCGGCACCAAGAUUGUUGAGAACUGUGUCUGUGUACUAAGAAAUUUGUCUUACAGAUGUCAAGAAAUAGAAGAUCCUUUGUACGACACGAGAGCGCCGCCCACACAAUCUUCUGGUCAAGCGAGGAUACAGGCUAGUGCGUCUAAAGGAGAAAAUCUCGGCUGUUUUGGAGGCAGUAAAAAGAAGAAAGAAGGUUCCUCCUCGUCUAACUCUACAAGUCCACUCGGCAAGAGUGAACCCGAUUCCCAGCCAUUGGGAGAUACACCGCCUUCACAACUGGGCUACAGCGUGCCCAAGGGAACUGAAAUGUUAUGGUCGCCGGAGGUGGUCCCGCUAUACAUGGCGUUGCUACAGACGUGCUCUAACCCUGAAACUCUAGAAGCGGCGGCGGGCGCUUUACAAAACCUAGCCGCUUGUUACUGGCAGCCUUCUAUAGAUAUCCGUGCUGCAGUGCGCAAGGAAAAAGGUCUCCCAAUUCUGGUGGAACUUCUCCGAAUGGAAGUGGAUCGCGUAGUUUGCGCUGUGGCCACAGCUUUGAGAAAUUUAGCCAUCGACCAGCGGAACAAGGAGCUGAUCGGGAAAUACGCCAUGAGAGACUUGGUGCAGAAGCUGCCUAGUGGCACGCAGCAGCACGAACAGGGUACAUCUGACGAUACGAUAGCCGCCGUGCUGGCAACUCUGAACGAAGUCAUAAAGAAGAGCGGAGAAUUCUCACGGUCGCUACUGGAGGCGGGCGGCGUGGAGCGACUGCUGAACCUCACCAAGCAACGUCACCGGCACACGCCGAGAGUGCUCAAGUUCGCAGGUCAAGUCCUGAUGACCAUGUGGUCGCACGCGGAGCUGCGCGAGGUGUACCGCAAGCACGGCUGGCGCGAGGCCGACUUCCUCACGCCCGCGCGCGCCGCCCAGCCCAGGGGGUCCUCCAACAGCAGCGGUCAAGGCACGCCGUCGUCCGCGGCGACCGGAGCGCCGCACUCGCCGAGCAACGCCAACAGCACGCUCAGCAGGCCCAUGGCGUCCACCGGCGGCACCCGAUACGAGGACCGCACUAUACGCAGACAUCGCGAGAACGAUGACAUGCCAGCUAUGGACGUGAACAGCUACCAGGACGGACUGGGGAUGGGGAACCCCAACGGGAGGCCGAUGAACUUGCAAGGGGUACAGGCGCAGAUGCCGAUGCCGCCUAGCAGUCGCUAGUGGCCAGUCUAGAACGUUCUAGAAAAGGGGGCGUUGUCCCGUGGAUUGAGGGUAUAUUCACUUAGUAUUAUACAGAUGUUGAAAGAUGUCUCUGCCUACAGCGACGGGAAAGAGGCGUGGUGAAUUUAUAUACAUAACUUUCAUAUAUACUUGUGUAUGAAAUUUGAUCUUUUCCGUAAAUCCACACAAGUCAUUUUGAUACUUGUGAAGGUUGAACAUUAACAGAUGUAGCAGUAAAAAAAUUAUUAAAGUUUUACCUUAACAACACGAAGGCUGGAAGGUAAAAUAAAUUUUCUUAAUAUUUUUCUUACUAUUAUUUUUCAUAUACUUAACAUCUUACCAUAUUGCUAGAGUAUUAAUACUCUGAUUUUUCUAAACUUGGGAUAACUUUAGGUUUUAUACCCUCAGUAUACGGAUUACAAUGUCUACGAAAACUUUGUGAGUAAAAUAAGAAUAAACAUACGUGCACAAUUUUUACGUUGUAAUUAUGUCGCCGGUUGGUUGGCAAGGUUUGACGUAAUUUCGUAGAGUUAUCUGAAUUUAAAUAGAUUUCAACAAGAAAGUCUUUGAAUACUUCACUCGUUUCUAUUUUUAUAUAGAUAACUGUACAAUUCUCAGCGUGUUUUGUUAACUUUAAUAACAUUUGUGUAUGUAGUUAAGGACAUAACAUUAUAAAUAAUAAAAUCUAUGAAUUUUGAUCAUAAACAUGUUAUUAUUGAUAGUCGCAUAUACUUGCGCUCUAUAACUGAAUUGUAGUUAAUUCUUAUGAUCAAAAUGCAUAGUUAUGCUGAUUACAAAGUCUCAGUAGUGUAGACCAAUUAAUUUGCCUAAGGCCUAAUUUAUUUUGUAACCUAGCGCCAUUUUGUGAAGAGAUCAUGUCAAUUCCCAAUGUAUAUAGUCGUGCCAUUUGAGUAUUUUAAAUAUUUAUUAAACGAAUUCUUUCUGUAGAUGUGUUGUGUAUCGAAAUCAAAACUUUUUCAAUCGAAGCUCACAUUAAUUAAAAUACUACAUCUUAUUCGGAGUUUGGUAAUUGUACCGAGUCGAUUGCUCCUUGAGCAUUGUUGUUACAACCACAGAAGGUUUCGCAAGUGGCAAUGUAUUAUGGAACUGGAUCGCACCGCGUAUACUAAUCUCUAAAUAUACCCAUGUAAUAACUAAACGAGUAACUAUUAUAAAUUUACAUUGUAAUAUUCGAAAUUUGAAUAUUAUUGUUAUUAUUUAUAACAUUAGUUUCGUAGAACUCACGUAGCCGUAUUCGUUUGAAAAUCGAAGGAUUUAUGCAUAACUGUAAUUUGUUAUCGAGUAUCGUUCGAUUCUCCGCGUACUGCCGAAUAGUUAAAAGUAUAUGUAUGAUAAAUAUAUAGAAUUUUGUAAUAUUUUGUAUCCAUUCCACGACCCUUUACGAAUAAAUGUAAUAUAGGUGUCUAUGUCCUCUUGUAAUAAUAUUUAAGAAAUAUCCGUCUUAUAUUUAGCGUUAAGAUUUAUUAUGAGAAGUUUGCUCUCGUAUUGCAUUUUAGACCGUGACUUUUGGAAUUAAUAAUGCAUUGCAACCGAAAGGAACCAAUCACAAUGUUUCAUUAUUUGCGAACGGUGUUCUAUUGGUCGAUAAAUGUAUGCGCGCCAAUUUGCUUCUGUAAGAAAAUGUUCACCUUGUGUAAAAAGUUCCAACUUUUCACCCGCAUAUUAAUUUUAGAAAAAUGGAACACAUGGAAAUAAUAAUCGAAUUCAAAGAGUGAUUGUUAAUUGCAUUCUUAACUUCAAAAGUCCUUGUCGAAUUUGGUUUAAAGUUUAAAGCAGCUAUGCCAUGUCUAUCUGUAAUAGACAUUGUCGAUCUCGAUAUAUAUACUGGCGCAGUUACGUCUUCUGGCUUGCAAUAAAUAUUUAAGGAUAUAUUGGACGAGUAUUGGCCCUGAGCAAUGAGCACAUCUUGAUCACAUCGAUUUCCAUGUGCCAAUAUGGGCGAUGGGCAUUUAAACUUAAUAUAUUUAUAUGUGGGUAGCUGAAUAAGUUUCUUUUUCUUCUAAUAAAAUAUUCUGACAAAUGUACAUAUAUGUGAAUCUAUAAAAACCAUUUGUUCUCUACAGUUGAACUAAACAUUUUAACCAAUACCUCGCAAUAAUCUGAAUCAUAUCGUUUAUUCGCUCGAUUUUCUUUGUUUAAUCUAGAACUGGAUAUGACGACAUUUCUAAUUUCCUUUAUUAGCCAUUCAAUGCUUUGACGGCGGCAUACAAAUGCCUGCGUCGACAUGAAAUGAAAGUUGCUAACCAACUGAUUGAUAUUUCCUACCAAUUACAAACUAGUAAUAAUUGCAUUUAUUUGCUAUAGAACUUUGAGCUCUAAGAUUUCUUCAUACAAAUGCUUUUUGUUGAGAACAUUGUGAAACGGCUUUCACAUAAUGUAGCCAGAUGGCGUAACUAGCGCAUCGUACCCGUAUAGAGUAUGAAAAUUGUGGAUGCAGCUUUAAAAUGAUUUUGAUUUAUUUUCCCUCCGUCAUUGCGUUUAGUUAUAGUGUAAAGCUAUUUAUUUUACAUUAAAGUAUAAGAUUUGAAUUUUAUUCGUAGGCAAUAUCUUAAGCGGUUUUGUGAGGACAUUUUUUUGGAUACUUUUAUGCACAAUAAAGCAUUUGUACACGUCCUUCAGGACGGCCACUCGACUGAUCAGCUGGUACAAUCUAACUCAUCCAGUGCAUUAUAAUGAUUUAAGUACCCGUGUUUGUAAGUUUUUGUAUCAUAUUUUAUUAAAAUGUAAGCGAGUAUACAACAGUUUUUGACAACAUUGCUUGCCAGGGCGCCGUCGCUUCUAUGAAGCGAUCCUUUUUAUAUUAGAAUACGUUUUUCACUUGAUAUCCUUUCGAUUUAAAUUAGUUUUAAGAAUUUAUUUAAUCACCAUUUUAUUUAUCGAAUGUAGAUGUGAGUUUUAGACAAAAAUGUAGGCAUUAUUAGGUAAAGUUGUUUUAUAACGUCUUUAAUACGAUCUGUCUGUACAUUGUAUCUUACUCAUGCUUCUAUAGGCAAUUGUAUUUAUGGAUUCGCAUUGUUUAUUCUAUAUGAGACCUUCCAUUUGCAGAUCUCUUGAACUUUAAGCAUUAUUUCGUAAGUCGUAGUGUCACAUGCAUUACUUGGGAGAUCCUAUCUAGUGUUACUCCUCGUUUUAAAAUAUAUAAAUGACUAUGGUGAACCAUAAAUUAUAGAGUUGUUGGAACAGUAAUACUCGAUUAUUUAUAUUUUAUUUAAAAUUUUAUAUUGAAAUUAUUUAACUAACCGCAAUCUUAGUUUGUCGUUGCGCUGUAGCGGUAAUGGAAUAGCUCUUAUGUCUUGUUGUAUGUAGAUUUUAAUAGAUCAUUAUUCGCUUAUACAUAAAGAUACUUAUGAUUAAAGAAAUUAUUAUAUUAUUAUCACAGAGAAUUAAAUGAAUGAUUUUUUA